AUGUCGAUAUCAAUGGAUCCAAUGUUUGGUUUGAUUCAAGUUUCUUCAUCAAUCAAAAUAAAACGCUCUGAUGGUCGAAUUCACUUAGCUAAGGUAGUACAACUUUCACCUGAAUCUAAAUCUGUUGGUGUCGAAUGGAAUGAGCAUGGUGAAGUUAAAGGAAAAGAAAUUUUACUUGAUCUCGUAUUUGAAUUGAAUAAUGAAUUACGACAUAAUUCAUCAUUUAAACAACUAACAACAGCUAUCAAUCAACCAGUUCGACCAACAGCUGCUAUUUCCGUCCCACCAAGUGGUUUAUCAUCUAGUCGGUUGACUUUAGACAUUGAUUCAUUAGAACGUGAAUAUAAUUCUCGACCACCGCCAACACUUCCACCACAAUUAUUACAAAGAAUUCAACAACACCCGGUGUCUAUUCAAACAACUUCAACACCACUUCCACCUCCACCAUUGAAUGGUACAAUCACAGGUACAACACAUUCAAAAACAAGUGGUGCACCUUCGAGUACAAACCAUACUACUACUACUACCCGUUCAAUCCGUCGUCCUACUGCUCAAGCAAGCUCUUCAUCGACAAAAAUAGCCACACCAUCUUCUCCAGUUCCACCUCCGACACCAAUAGUUGAACAACAACCACAGUUACCAAUUUCAUUACCAGCCAAUAACAAAAGUGAUCGCCGUCUUUCUCGUCUUCAUGUUGUACAACAAUCAUCAUCCUCAUCAGCAUCAGCAACAACAGCAACAGCAACAACAACAACACAGAAUACAGCUGUAUCAGUUGCUGUUGAACCACCAACACCAUCGGCUGGUCUACAUGGUCCAUUUGGACAAAUGAUACUAGACUAUCGUUCAACAUUAAAUUAUACACCAAUAACAAAUUCUAAUAUGAGUCAACAUAAAUUUGAUCAAAAAGAUUUACGUAUAUGUGUAGCUGUUCGAAAACGUCCAUUAAAUAAACGUGAAAUAGUUAAAAAAGAUAAUGAUGUUAUUACCAUUCCAAAUAAAGAUCAUUGUCUUGUCCAUGUACCAAAGUCAAAAGUUGAUUUAACCAAAUAUCUUGAUAAUCAAACAUUUAAAUUUGAUUAUACAUUCGACGAAAGAGCUUCAAAUGAUCUGGUCUAUCGCUAUACAGCUGCACCACUGAUUGAUACUAUUUUUAAUGGUGGUAAUGCAACUGUUUUUGCCUAUGGUCAAACAGGCUCCGGUAAAACAUUUACGAUGGGUGGUGAUGUUUCAUCAGCAAAGACAGAUUAUUCACAUGGAAUUUAUGCUCAAACAGCACGUGAUAUAUUUCAUCGUUUAUCAUUACCACAACAUCGUUCAUCAGUAGAAAUAUUUGUUACAUUUUAUGAAAUAUAUUGUGGCAAAGUUUUUGAUUUACUGAAUAACAAAAAACGUUUACGUGUAUUAGAAGAUCAAAAAGGUCUUGUUCAAGUAUGUGAUCGAAAAGAACAACAAGUUAAAUCUGUUCAAGAUGUAUUGAAUAUCAUUCAACAUGGUAUGAGUAUUCGAACAUCUGGUACAACAGCGGCUAAUUCGAAUUCAUCUCGAUCUCAUGCCAUUCUUCAAAUUAUUUUAAAAACUUCAACGCCAAUAUCUGUUCAUACAAAUGUCUCUGCAUCAUCAUCAUCAUCUCGUAACAAUAAUCAUAAUAAUCCUGCAGUACCUCGUCGUAUUGUCAAAGAAGUUGGUAAAAUGUCUUUAAUUGAUUUAGCUGGUUCUGAACGUGGUAAAGAUACAGCAAGUGGUGAUCGUCUUCAACGUAUGGAAGGUUCAGAAAUCAAUAAAUCAUUAUUAGCACUUAAAGAAUGUAUUCGUGCUCUGGGACGCGGUGAUGGCAGUCAUGUACCGUUUCGUGGUUCAACAUUAACAAAAGUAUUGCGAGAUUCGUUUAUUGGAGAUAAAUCAAAAGUUUGUAUGAUUGCAAUGGUUUCACCAACACAUUCUGAUGUAGAAAAUACAAUGAAUACAUUGCGUUAUGCCGAUAGAGUAAAAGAAUUAAGAGCAAGUGAUAAUGGUGGAUCUGUAUCAAAUGAAGAUGAUGAAACUAAAAUGGACCAUGAAUCGAAAGCUUCAUCUAUCGAUUAUGAUAAAGAAAAUAAACCUCGUCAUCGUCGUCAUCAUCAUCAUCACUAUCCUCAGCAUCGUGAUGGUUCAGCAUCUUCCAAUGAUAGUAUUAGUUCAUCAUCAAAUGAUGAUUUAAAUGCUUAUGAUGAUAAUGAUGAGCAAGAUGAAGCAUUAGCUUCGUAUGCUGCACAAGUUGAGCAUUUACAAGAAUAUGAAGAAGCUUUAUUUGAUGCAUGUCAAGAGAUUUUAACUAAUAAAGAGCCAAUACUUACACGUGAAUUACGCACAGUUGUUAAACAAGCGCAAGAUACAGUUGACUACGAUCAAGAAAAAUUUGUUAAUGAUAUGCGAGCUAAUUUAUUACAACGUCAACAACUAUUAGAUGAACUUCAAACACGUUUACAAGCUUUCGCUGAUUGUCUUCAACAAGAAGAACAAGUCGCUGCAGCACAACGGACCAAACAACAUCAAUCAACUGGUAGUGUAUAUUGA
This is a messenger RNA of Rotaria socialis, 2556 nucleotides long. NCBI's taxonomy places the organism in Eukaryota, Metazoa, Rotifera, Eurotatoria, Philodinida, Philodinidae. The record is from the annotation of a GenBank genome assembly.